ACAAACUUUUUUAUGGCUCAGACAUGCUGUGUCUAAAUUAAAUUAAAUUAAAUUAUUAAAUACAUUAAAGCUGGAAAUUUCACAUGCAUUGAAUAUUUUUUUACCAUUGUUUUUGUUGUAUUUUAACGUUAUGCAAAGGCGGUAGCAGAUAGACAUUAUGUUAUUUCCCAAUUUUCAGCGAAGGCACCACUAAUCGGACAGGAACCAUACGCCAGUUUCUGUGUCACACCGGUAACUUCUCCUCAAGUACUGGCGAGUAAGCGAUGCUCAGCCUGAAACAUUUUUCACAAGAGUGAGGCCAAGAAUAAAGCUACCUGCGUGGAUUCCUUUUUACGUGGAUUUGAACUUUUUGGGGGGCAAAGAAAGACCCUGUCGCGUAGUGUUGUUGAAGCGCCAUGACAGUGCUGUGUUUGUGGUCUUGGCAGGAGUAGGAGAAACGGAGACACAGACAGAAGAAGAUAGUUGUUUUUUUUAGAUACAAUAUUAUUUUCUAUUUUUGUUUUUUCCAAAAAACGAGGGGAGGAAGAAGAGGCUACAAGAUGUUUGAAGCUUCUGGAGUGCCAUUCAUUCUGUUGGACAUCACUUGUCUCAUCCUUGUGGGACUUCCCUUUUUCGUCCUGACGCCUCAGCACAGUCCGUUCAAACGAGGCUUCUUUUGUGACGACAAGUCCAUCCGCUACCCUCUCAAAGAGGACACCAUAUCCUACCAGCUGCUGGGGGGUGUCAUGAUCCCCUUCACGCUCAUUGUUAUCAUCUGUGGCGAGUGUCUAUCGGUGUACCUGUCUCGAAUCACGAACCAGACCAUGGGCCCCAAGUACGUGGUAUGCGUCUACAAGGCGGUAGGCUGCUACUUGUUCGGGGCGGCAGCCAGUCAGUCUCUGACGGACAUCGCCAAGUACUCCAUAGGGCGUCUGCGGCCGCACUUCUUGGCAGUGUGCAAGCCGCUGUGGGAUCGCAUCAACUGCAAAGCAGGAGGAUACGUGCAGAACUUCACCUGCACUGGGGACAAGUUCCUAGUGGAAGAGGCCAGACUGUCCUUCUAUUCUGGUCAUUCAUCUUUCUCCAUGUACUGCAUGUUGUUUCUUGUUCUGUACAUUCAAGCCAGGCUGAAGGCAAAGUGGGUAAGACUCCUGCGCCCCACCCUGCAGUUCUUCCUGCUCGCCACCGCCAUAUACGUGGGUCUGUCCCGCGUGUCGGACUACAAGCACCAUUGGAGCGACGUGCUCGCCGGCCUCCUGCAGGGCGGCGCCGUUGCCAUCUUCGCUGUGUGCUGUGUGUCCAACUUCUUCGAGCAACCCGUUGAGGCGGUGGUCACCCAGGAGGAAAAAAGACAGCACACCUGCUUGCAGGAGAACCCACCCAACUCCAACCACUAUGGCAGCACUGACUAAACAGAUCAAAGGUGCACCCAGGCUGCUUAUGCACUUUACUGAGAUGCAGCGUUACAGUGGGUGGGGGGUAGAGGGGCGGUGGGGCAUGUUACCUAUAGAACAGUGGUUCUUAACCUGGGUUCGAUCGAACCCUAGGGGUUCGGUGAGUCGGCCGCAGGGGUUCGGCGGAGGUCAAAACACACCCGACUCAUCGUGUAAAUACAAACUUCUCCCUAUCGCCGUAUUACGGAUACGGAAACCGCUGACUGAUUUGCAGGUGUGUAAUUUGUUUCCAGUUUAUGCACUGUGUUGGUUUUGUUGUUUGAACAAGGUGAUGUUCAUGCACGGUUCAUUUUGUGCACCAGUUAAAAAAAAACAUGGUAACACUUUAGUAUGGGAACAUAUUCACCAUUAAUUAGUUGCUUAUUAACAUGCAAAUUAGUAACAUAUUGGCUCUUAAAUAGUCAUUAUUAAGUACUUAUUAAUGCCUUAUUCGGCAUGACCUUAUUAUAACCCUAACCUUAAUCAAAUAACUCUGAAUUAUUACUUAGAAUAUGUUUCCCUAGUGUCCAAAUAACUCUAAAUUUGACAUGAUCUAUGGCAGCGGUCGGGAACCUUUUUGGCUGAGAGAGCCAUGAAAGCCAAAUAUUUUAAAAUGUAUUUCCGUGAGAGCCAUAUCAUAUUUUUUAACACUGAAUACAACUAAAUGCGUGCAUUUUUCAAGUAAGACCAACAUUUUUAGAGUAUAAUAAGUCUCUAAUUCUUUUUAAUAACAUUGUUAUUUCUUGAACAGGUGCGGUAGAAAACGGAUGGAGGAAUUAAAAUGAAUGAGAAUGUUUUAUAUUUUGACCGUUAUUUUUAAUAUCGUGAUUACCAGCGGAAUUAUUUAUUUCUUAUCGUGUUAAGCAAUUUCAGCUGAGAUUUAUCUGAGAGCAAGAUGCAUUCAUCAAAAGAGCCACAUCUGGCUCUAGAGCCAUAGGUUCCCUACCCGUGAUCUAUGGUCUUGAUUAUGGUUUUGUUAUUUUUUGUUAGUUUUAGGACCUUUUUAGUUCCUGUUUGCGCUCCCUUGUUUUGUUUGGUUACCAUGCCGACUUAUGAUCAUUCUGUCAUGACGGGGGGAUUCGCAGCUUACUGCGAGGUUUGUUCUCCCGGGAUGCAAACAAACUAUUCCAGACAAGGCUUGCAGGUAGGAACAUAUUUAUUAACCCGGUAAAUCUUGGCAGGGCAUGAGGUAAACAAACAUAAACUAUGGCGGAGAACAAACACAAAACUGUGACAUGAAACAAACAAACAUAAACUAUGGCUUCGAACAAACACAAGAAAUAAACAAAACUCACGUGGCCACGGCAUGAAUCGAGCAACAUGAAAUGUGGUAUCGCAUGAAAACAAGCAAUGACACCAGGCCGACUGACUGGCAAAGGCAGGCUUAAAUAAGGACCUUGAUUAGAAACAGGUGCGCGGUCCGAACAUCAGAGGCAGGUGAAAAUCAUAAGUCGGCAUGGUAACCAAUCCAAACAAGGGAGCACAAACAGGAACUAAAAGAGUCCAAAAACAUGAUCCACACCACAGAUCAUAACAAAAUUAAGUCUUUGUUGCUUAGAAUAUAUUCCCUAUACUAAAAGUGUUACCGAAAACAUACAACUUUGUCUUGAAUUUGAAAAAAAAACAUUUUAUUUUUAACUAAAGAAAGGUUCGGUGAAUGCGCAUGUGAACCUGGUGGGGUUCGGUACCUCCACCAAGGUUAAGAACCACUGCUAUAGAAGGAGUGGCUUUUUACAGUUCAUGCAUGCACUAUAGGUAGACUUGUUCAGAAUGAAUGGAAUUCCAUUGGCUGCGACCAGAAUGGAGUCUUGUGUUCUCACUGCAAGCAGGCUUGUCUGAGAGACUGUAAAUGACUCACAAAAACCUCCACUGUCUUAAAAGAAACCAAAAAAAACCAGAGUAUUAUACUGUAUGUAUUUUAUAUCAUUUCCUGCCUUAGAUUGUGACUGCUGUUACAUGGUGUCAUCUUUUUUUGUCAUUUUUAUUCAAAAUACAUCAACUUUUUUGGGGAGCUUGUACUGAAUAUGUUUUGUAUUGUGAGGAUGCUGUUGGAGAAGGUGAGGAAUUAAAACAGCUUCCAUUUUUUCUCA
Molecule: messenger RNA, 3502 nt
Organism: Nerophis ophidion (straightnose pipefish)
Lineage: Eukaryota; Metazoa; Chordata; Actinopteri; Syngnathiformes; Syngnathidae
Product: phospholipid phosphatase 1-like
Exons: 6
Coding region: 540-1391 (283 amino acids)
Biological process (GO): phospholipid dephosphorylation; signal transduction; phospholipid metabolic process
Molecular function (GO): phosphatidate phosphatase activity
Source: RefSeq, a predicted model, not a curated record